Molecule: messenger RNA, 1674 nt
Organism: Cutaneotrichosporon oleaginosum
Lineage: Eukaryota; Fungi; Basidiomycota; Tremellomycetes; Trichosporonales; Trichosporonaceae
Biological process (GO): ergosterol biosynthetic process
Cellular component (GO): endoplasmic reticulum membrane
Molecular function (GO): Delta24(24-1) sterol reductase activity
Source: RefSeq, a predicted model, not a curated record
UUCCCCCCCUCUUCUCGGGCCCCGUCCGGCCCGGAGUGAUGAUAGACUUGGACGGCGCACCAGCGCACGUUGCAUUCGCCCAUUCACCAUGUCCGCGAGCAACCUCCGCGCGCGCAAGAACGGCGCCGCUAACGGCAACGGCGCCGAGACCAAUGGCCACGCUAAGAACGGUAACGGCAAGGCCGCCGGCACCGUGCUCUCGUACGCGAUUCCGACGGAGUACGGGCAGGCCAUGGACCGCAAGCUCGACACGCACCAGUCGUACGAGUUUGGUGGGCCCGUCGGCGUCAGCGCCAUGAUGAUCGGCUUCCCGCUGCUUAUGUACUACCUCUACGUGUGCCUCUGGUACUAUGACGGCAAGAUGGUGCACCCCUCCUCGGUCGACGACAUCGUCCCCUUCCUCCACCGCAUGUGGGCGCACGUCAAGGACGGCGCGUACCCCACCAAGUUUGCGUGCGGCACGUACCUCGGCCUGACGGCGAUUCAGAUCCUCUUCGCGUGGGUCAUGCCCGGCGUUGAGCAGAACGGCCUCCCCGUCCCGUCGCUCGACUACGCCAUCCUCCCGUACAAGUGCAACGCCCUCGCAUCGUGGUACACCACACUUGUCCUUGCCGCUGUUCUCCACCUCACCGGCCUCUACCGCCUUCCUUGGCUUAUCGAGAACUUUGGCGGCAUCAUGACCGUGGCCAUCUUCACCAGCUUCACAGUCUCGGCCAUCAUCGACAUCCUCGCGCGCACUGUGCACUACGGCGGCGCUCCGCUGCGCAUGAGCGGCGUGUGGGUGUACGACCACUUCAUGGGCGUCUCGCUCAACCCCCGCCUCGGGCCCAUCGACCUCAAGAUGUUCGCCGAGGUGCGCGUGCCCUGGGUCCUCCUCUUCCUCAUCUCGCUCUCGGGCACCGUCAAGCAGUACGAGGACCUCGGCUACGUCACGUACAACAUGUUCCACAUGCUGCUCGCGACCACGCUGUACAUCAACGCGUGCGCCAAGGCUGAAGAGCUUAUCCCUCAGACCUGGGACAUGUUCCACGAGAAGUUUGGCUGGAUGCUCAUCUUCUGGAACAUGGCCGGCGUGCCCCUCACCUACUGCUACCCGGUGAUCUACAUGACGCGCUCCGACCCGGCGACGUACGCCUUCCCCCUCUGGGGCAAGGUGCUCAUGUUUGUGACCCUCAUCACGGGCUACUACAUCUUCGACUCGAGCAUGGCGCAGAAGUCAGCCUUCAAGCUCCAGCAGCAGGGCGAAUACAAGCCCCGUGGCACGUUCCCCACCGUCCCGUGGAGCGUUGUUGAGAACCCCAAGUUUAUCCAGACCAAGCACGGUAACAAGCUUCUCAUCGACGGCUGGUGGCAGUACGCCCGCAAAAUCAACUACACCGCCGACUGGUGCCAGGCGUUCACAUGGGGCGCGACCGCGGGCUUCAACACCCCCAUCACCAUGUUCUAUCCCGUCUUUUUCCUCGCGGUUCUUACGCACCGCUGUGGCCGUGACUUUGAGAAGUGCGCCGCCAAGUACGGCGACGACUGGGUCGAGUACUGCAAGACUGUCAAGUGGCGCUUUAUCCCAUACGUCUACUAAGCUUGCAGCUUGCAAAUGUGGGCGCAUGGUCACAAGCAACGCUCCGAGCGCUGCUAUGAAUGCCCGUGCAGCUCUCGCCUCCCACUCCGUCUCCC